UUGCCUAUUGCGGCAAUUUCGAACUAGUGAUUCUUUGCUGGCAGUGUGGAAGUAACCGUAAAGAUUUGUAUCUACCGAUAGACAGUUAGCAAACAUUAGCUACACAAGUAGCUGCAUUCCAACCGCACAUCGGUAAAAAAAUCUAAUAGCUAUUUUCAGAAAUUCUACCACGAUGAAUGAGGAUGAUGCCGUUCGAAAACUUUCUCGACUGGAAAUGCGCAAGCAGAAGUUAAUGGAGUAUCUUGCAGCUAAAGGCAAACUGAAGCCUCCCAACUCAAAACCUUACCUGCGAGAUGACACCAUUAAACACAAAAGGCCAGAGGGAAGUUGUUCAAAAACCAGCAAUGCUGCCGAGGGAAAAGAGAACCAGGGCAGAGAGCCUCCAAGGUUGCAGUUGGCUGAGAAGCCGAAGCCCCAGUCCUCCGCUGGAGCCAGCAGACAGCCUCUCUCUUCUUCUGCAAACGUUCUCGCCGCUCGUGCCCCCGAGUGCCCCCGCUUGCCUGCUCCAGCUGGCGCGUGCGCUGCUGCCACCGCCCGAGCGAAACCACAGCCCCCCCGCGCUCUUCCAGGCCCAGCUGCAGCCCUCAGAGCCACUAAAGCCUGCAGCGUGGCAGGUCCAAUCAGAGCAGGCGCUCACACCGUGACAUCGUCCAGAAAUGGGCCCAAAGCAGCCACAACAGGGAGGACUGCCACAGAGUCCCGGAGUAGACCACGGCCCGUUCCAACUGCAGCGGCUUCUGGCAGAACUGUGCCUGCAGCAUCUGCUUUAGCUAAAACGGUCCCCGCGGCAACCGCCCAGGCGAGGACACGCCCCAGCGCCGCCGCCACCCGGCCCGGAUUGCACUCUGCCGGGCCGCGCCCCAGCGCCCUGUCGAAAGCAUGCGGUAACACGGCGGUUGCCGCCAGGACACUCCCCAGCGCCAGCGCCCCGUUCAAAACGCGUUCCCGCGAGAGCGCCCCGGCCAGUACGGGCCGCGUCACCGCCGCCCCGCCGAGAACGGGCCCCGCUGCGACCGCCUCGUCCAAACCGGGCCCCGGUAAGGCCCCUCCGGCCAGGGGCCCCCCCGCUGUGCGCGCGCCUGCCCCAAAAGCCAUUCCCGCCGAGGUCUCCUCCAAGAGGAGGUCCGCUCCGGGCCCCACGGGGCCCCAGACGCGCUGCGGGGCGCUCCAGCAGAGGGCUGCCGGGCCGGCGGGACGGGGCGGGCCUGUUUUGAGGAGCGCCGGGUCCAAACCCACGGAGCACGCUCAGUCUCUCCCCGCCAGGGCUGGGACUUCUCUGAGCAAACCCGGAGCCGAAUCCGCCAGAGCCUCGGCACGCCUGGCCCAGCGCCCCUCCCAGCUGCCAAGGCCCGGCCCGAAAGCAGCCGCCCCCCAGCGGGGUCGGGCGGGCGGCCGUAGCCUAGCGACCGCCGGCCGCGCGGGCGACGCCGGGGAGGGGCAGCGGGUCACGGCGCUGCAGAGGGCGGUGCGCCAGGCCAUGACCGAAAUGCGGCGGGGGCAGCGGCUGGCCGGGAGCGGGGGGCAGGGGGAGAAGAAAGGAGACAGCGGCGAUGUCGCUGCACCAAACGCGGCCCCCUCCACCGUGCCCCCCUCCACCGUGCCCCGCUCCGCCAGGCAGUCCUGCCAGCCCCUCCGGCCCGCGGACCUGAAGACUCCGCCGCGGACGGGGGGGGCGGGGCCUGACAUCAUUGGCACCGCCCCGCCCCGGGACAGGAAGAUGACGACAGCGCAGGAGGAGAGGAUGCAGAAGCUGCAGGAGUGGCGCAGAUCGAAGGGCAUUUCGUACAAACGGCCGCCCAUGCCUGUUCGCCCGCGCGCGAGGAAGAUGGCCGCCACCCCCCAGCACUACUGGACCGCCAUGGAGGAGGAGGAGGAGGCCCAGAGCCUGGUCUACAACAUCGACCGCUCGCUCACCGACUGCGUUAAGCUGCUCCAGGAGGGCUGCUGCUCAGAGCAGGUGCAGCAGGUGCUCUCUCGGGUGCCCAUGGCGCAGAAGUUCGCCAAGUACUGGAUCUGCCGCGCGCGCCUGAUGGAGCGGGAGGGGGAGCUGGAGGUGCUCCCGCUGUUCGAGGAGGCCGUGCGCGUGGUGAUGGAGCCAGUGGACGAGCUGCGGGUCGUGGUGUUUGAGAUUCUAAAGAAGAAGGAAGAAAUGUCGGCUGAGGGAGUCGGAGGGUCUCCAAGUGCGUCCGAGGGUGAAGGAAAGAAGGGCGAUGAGGAGGAAGAGGAUGAUGAGGAGGAAGAGGCCCAGCAGCCCGCUGCCGUCGACCCCAUGACCCCCAGGGCCACGAGCGCUCUGAUCUGUGGGGCGAAGGGCGGCUCGUCUGUGGUGAAGUACAAGAUCACGGCUACGCCCGGGGGCCGGAGGAGCCAAUCGCAGGAGCCCGUGACGCUUGACGGACAGGAGCUGCGCUUCUUCACCCCGGUGCGCCGCUCGGUGCGGAUCGAGCGGUCGGCCCCCCGCUACCCCGCCGCUCUCCGGGAGCACGACCCCUGCGUGGCCUCCUUCCGGGACCUGCUGGCCGAGGAGGAGGAGGAGGGCCGAGGGGAGGAAGAGCGCGGCUCCCCGCUCUACGUCUACAGGGAGAACGAGGCGCUGAGGGACCAGGUCCAAAUCCACCUGCAGUACACCUCCGGGCCUGGGGUGUGAGGGCUGGGCGGGGCUUAGACACACACUUUUACUAUUGGUCAAGUAUGAACCAAUUAAAGGGUCUGUCACUCCUAAGCCACUCGGCUGCCUUCGUCAGUGGAAGCCCAGCCUGAAGGCCCGUGGCUGGUCAUACAAGAUAAGCAGGUCAAAAUAUACAGUUGGACAGUUACAUUUGGUUAAUAUACGGUAUUAUAAGCCGGAUACCGUUUUUAAACUUAGCUAGGCGCCAUUUUCCACAUCCUGUCCUAACAGCAUGCCUAAGUGGUUUGGGGUGGAAGUGCUUUGCGGAUGUUGGAAGUGCAGUUAAAGUGCAUUAACGCCGCUAUCUUACCCUAUCCAGAGCAUGAGUGCCACCCUGCUGCUUUGAAUUCAUGGAGCGAUAAGCCAGCAAUGUGUAAAAUACCACAGUGUCCUGCUUCUUUUUUAUGUUUUAAAUGUAAAUAUGCUGUAUGUAAUUUUUUAAAAAUGUAUUUAAGCGUGUUAUUAUGGAUGUCUUAUUCGAACUGUUUUAAAUGUGUCAUUUGCCUUUGAUGAUUGUAUUAUUGGAGAUGAAUUAAAACUGGUUUGUGCAA
Messenger RNA from Anguilla rostrata (American eel), 3219 nucleotides. RefSeq names its product cytoskeleton associated protein 2-like (gene ckap2l). Lineage: Eukaryota; Metazoa; Chordata; Actinopteri; Anguilliformes; Anguillidae. The transcript is spliced from 9 exons. Gene Ontology annotation, cellular component: cytosol; centrosome; mitotic spindle. The record is from RefSeq and is a predicted model, not a curated record. The coding region runs from base 173 to 2647 and encodes 824 amino acids.